AUGGCUGCGGUAUAUAAAUCAGUGUCCAAGAAGCAGGCUCGGCAACUUGCCAAAGAGCAGGAGCAGGAUGAAGAAGAUGUCGAAAUGGGAGAUUUUCUUGGAAGUGCCGACGAAUCCAGUGAUAGUGACGAAGACGAAGAGGAACAUACCAUGGAGGUAGCUAAGAAGCAGCUGGCCGCCGGAUUCAUGCCGAAGACUCGUGUACUCAUGCUGACUUCCAGAGGUGUUACCCAUCGCCAUCGACAUUUGCUCGCGGACCUUGCUUCUCUGCUCCCUCAUACUAUCAAAGAAACAAAAUUGGAUACUAAGAAAAAGACUACUGGUUAUAAUCUACUCUUGAAUUCCCUCGCCGAUCUCCACUCGUGCAACGUGAUCUUCUUCCUUGAGGCUCGCAAGCGUGGUCAAGAUCUCUACCUCUGGCUUUCUCGCCCUCCCAACGGACCGACGUUAAAAUUCCACGUUAACAACUUGCACACAAUGGGCGAAUUGAAUGCUGGAUUCAGCGGUAACUGCUUGAAGGGUGGCCGGGGUAUCGUCGUUUUCGACCGGUCCUUCGAUGAGAAUGGUCCGGAAAUGAGCAAGCCUGGGAACGAGUACCGGGGGUUGGUCCGGGAGAUGCUCCGCGGAGUGUUCUGCGUGCCCAAGCGUGGUGUCAAGGGAAUGAAACCUUUUGUUGAUCGCAUCAUCGGUGUGUUCGGCGUCGACGGCAAGAUUUGGAUUCGUGUUUACGAAAUCAGAGAGUCGGAGGGUGAAGGCAAGAAAACGAAGGAUGGUGAGGAAGCUAACCCUGCCCCAAAGAGUAAGGGUGGUCUACCGGAGAUUUCUCUUGUCGAGAUUGGCCCCCGUUUCGUCCUCACACCUAUUGUCAUCCUGGAAGGCAGCUUCGGUGGUCCUGUCAUCUACGAGAACAAGGAAUAUGUCAGCCCGAACCAAGUUCGCAGUGAGAUUCGCAUGAGCAAGGCAGGACGCUACGCUAAGCGUCGAGACGUGGAGACAGACCGUUUGACAAAGAGGUCAACGUUGGGAUUAGGCGAAGGUGAACGUAAACCAGAUGCGCUAGACAACAAGAAACUCUUCGCAUAG
This is a messenger RNA of Aspergillus tanneri, 1083 nucleotides long. It is a transcript of the gene BRX1, whose product is annotated as ribosome biogenesis protein BRX1. Bases 1 to 1083 code for a protein of 360 amino acids. The transcript is spliced from 2 exons. Gene Ontology annotation, cellular component: nucleolus. The record is from RefSeq and is a predicted model, not a curated record. Gene Ontology annotation, biological process: ribosomal large subunit assembly; rRNA processing. Lineage: Eukaryota; Fungi; Ascomycota; Eurotiomycetes; Eurotiales; Aspergillaceae. Gene Ontology annotation, molecular function: rRNA binding.